Brachypodium distachyon (stiff brome) is the source of this 780-nucleotide messenger RNA. RefSeq names its product NAC domain-containing protein 72. Gene Ontology annotation, biological process: regulation of DNA-templated transcription. Lineage: Eukaryota; Viridiplantae; Streptophyta; Magnoliopsida; Poales; Poaceae. Gene Ontology annotation, molecular function: DNA binding. The transcript has a single exon. The record is from RefSeq and is a predicted model, not a curated record. The coding region runs from base 1 to 780 and encodes 259 amino acids.
AUGGCUGCGGGCGUGGUUUUCACGCCGUCUGAUCACGACCUCGUGGUCCAUUUCCUCCGCCCGAGGAUCGCCGGCGCCGACGUCUUCGGCCGCGGGCGCUUCUUCCACGACGCCGACGUCUACUCCGCCGCGCCCGCUGACCUGGUCCACGGCCGCGAUCACGCGCCGGGCACGAACAAGCUCGACAGCAAAGGCAUGGACCGGUCGACCUGGUACUUUUUCAGUCCGGCGCAACGCCUGCAGACCAAGAGCGGCCGCGUCGGCGGGAGGCGGCAGGGCGGCGAGAAGCCCGUGCUGGACUCCGACGGUCGCCGCGUCGGGUACAUGAGGAAGCUGUCUUUUCUGAUCAAGAAGACGAUGCCGGGAGAGCCGAUGACACGCGUGGGCUGGUGCAUGACUGAGUAUGAGAUUGAUGGGGACGAAGAUCGGCUCGUGCUCUGCAAGGUCUACCGGUCGCGCUCCCGCAGCAAGAACACGGAGACUGCAUCCAUGGUGGCCGGUUCCAAGAAGAGGAAGGCUGCCGAUGACGACGAGCUGUACGCACUAGGCGUCUACGCAGGCGCAGCAGACGCGGCAAAUCAACACAAGAACGUGUGUCGGCGACAAGAAAUGCCUCCGCGGAUCCAGGAGAUCGAGACGAUGGGCGGCGCCGAACAAGUUAGGAAUCCGUCCGAGAGGGCCGAGGAAGAUGAUGGCCGGGCUGGUGGAGGAAGAGGAUGCGACGAGGACGACGGCCGGUUCGAGUGCAAGUUGGAGGAGCUGCUCGGCGGUGGCGUGUAA